AUGCACUUCUUCAAGGCCAUCGUUCUCCUCCUCGCCCCCAUCGCCCUCGCGGCUGAGGCAACCGUCACCAAGACCGUCACCCUGGUCCCCUCGGGCUACACUCCCAGCAGCUCGACCCCGACCCCCACUUUCACCCCGUGCCCGCCUGUCUCAACCUCGACCUCUACUCCCCUGCGCACCAGCACCCCCUACACCCCGAGCCCCAGCGCCACCGCCAGCCCCAGCUUCACCGUCAAGCCCAGCUCCUCCACCCCUCUGAUCAAGGCUACUUCCGCCAUCGAGGCUGCGCCCACCCAGUCUGGCUCUGACUCUACUACCCAGACCGCUGCUGCCUCGGCCGCUGCCUCUUCGCCCGCUACUGGCGCCGCUUCGCGCCAGUUCCCCGGUGCCGUUGCCGCGGGUGCGCUCGCUAUCGCUGGUCUGCUGAUGGUCUAA
Messenger RNA from Penicillium verhagenii, 435 nucleotides. Its product is annotated as putative extracellular serine-rich protein. NCBI's taxonomy places the organism in Eukaryota, Fungi, Ascomycota, Eurotiomycetes, Eurotiales, Aspergillaceae. The transcript has a single exon. The coding region runs from base 1 to 435 and encodes 144 amino acids. The record is from RefSeq and is a predicted model, not a curated record.